This is a messenger RNA of Rotaria sp. Silwood1, 1389 nucleotides long. The record is from the annotation of a GenBank genome assembly. NCBI's taxonomy places the organism in Eukaryota, Metazoa, Rotifera, Eurotatoria, Philodinida, Philodinidae.
AUGCAAAACGAUUUAUCACCAAUUCCAUGGCCGAAUACACUUCGUGAUAGUAACGAUAUGCCACCAAAAACAUCCGGCUUUAGUUUACCUUCAUUAUUAAGCAAUGAACCGAUGGAUAUUGAUGUUGAACAUCAUCAAUCAAUUAUUCGAUCGAUUGAACCUGUUCACUUACAAGCACAAACUAAUAAUUCUUUAAAUCAAAAUCAUGCUAUUCAUAAACCAUUGAUGAAGUCAAUAAUUCGAUCACCUGACAAUGAUGAUGAAAAUCCUUCAUUAGAACAAAGGGAACAUAUUUCUAACGGAAGUUUAAUAAAUGAUAAUAAUUCAAUAUUAGAAGCAUCUGGUUAUGAUACAACUCGAUUAGCAGAAAUUGAUUCCGAUGCACAAUAUGCUCUUCAACUUCAACAAGAAGAAUAUGCAAGAGAUAGUUUUAUGCCAAAUCAAAAUUCAUUUUUUCCAUUUCAUAUACAAGAAGGUGAUGAAUCAUCUAUUGAAAACUCACAUCCAUUGUUUGAUACUACUGAGCGACAUUUCGAAAAUGAUGAACAAUAUGCAGCAUAUUUACAAGAACAAGAAAGACGAUCUAGUCAACGACAUCGUCAACGACCAUAUAUUCAAUUUCGACAACAAUCAAAUCCUGAAUCGUCUGAAACUUCAGAAACUAUUGCAACAAACAUUCAACCUAUUCGACCGUUCGUGGGAGUUCGCCAACGACAACCUUCAAAUAGUGAUAAUGAUAAUAGUGACGAAGAUAAUCCUUAUAUGACAAUUUCUAAUCCAAUUUUGCAACUUCUUGCUACUCAAGGUCAACAUUUCCCAGAAAAUUUAGCUUCAAUUUUUCCUGGUUUUCGACCACGUGGUCAUCGUCGUACAGGAAAUCUUCAAGACACUGAAGAAGAUUUUGGCCCUGAAGAUUAUGAACGAUUACUUCAACUUGAUGAUACAAUACAUAAAAAAAAAUUAACUGAACAUCAAAUUAGUAGUAUUCCUAAAGAAAAAUUUAUUCCGAACUCACAUAAUACUGAAGAAGAAAAUAAAUGUGGUGUAUGUCUGGAACUUUUUGAAAAUAGUCAAACAUUACGUCGAUUUCCAUGUAAACAUAUAUAUCAUAAAGAAUGUGCUGAUCGUUGGUUACAAGAAAAUAAUGUUUGUCCCAUUUGCCGAGAACCACCAGUUAAAGUAACACCAUCAUCAUCAAGUCAACGCCAUCAUAAUAGAGUUUUCAACAAUACGAGACGACCAACAUUUAAUCAUCGACCAUUUGGCAAUCGAAAUCAUAAUAAUAAUAAUAAUAAUAAUAAUAAUAAUAAUAAUAAUAUCAAUAAUAAUAGCACUGCUCAUAAUAAUAAUAAUCAUCGAAGAGGACAGCCACCUCAACAUCAAUCGUGA